UUUAAAAUUUUAUGGCAUGAAAAAUGGACUUCUUCCCUACCUUAGAUGAUUGUGUGUAGUAACACAGCCACAAAAAAAAGCCCCUUCACAUGAGGACAAUGGGAAAGACUCCGGUCCUUCCACUUCAUCAUGUUGUCUUCUUAUUUCUGCUUGUAUUCCAAGCCACUGGCCAGCAGCAGCCAGGACUCACGAGUCCAUAUAUUGCCCCAAGAACGAAUCAAGUACCCGCGGUAAUCAUUGGAAUGUUUAUGUUCACACUCUUAUUCAGUAUGUUGGCUUGUUGCGUUUGCUAUAAAUACACAAGCACAUCUCCUCCUGGAACCACCUCUGACACCGAUGGAGGAGGUGGAGAAGUAGCGUGGACGAGGAGGACAAGCCGUGGACUUGAACCGGAUGUGAUAAAGUCGUUUCCUUCCUUUCUUUACUCACAAGUUAAAGGGUUAAAGAUAGGCAAAGGCGGCGUGGAAUGUGCCAUCUGCCUGAACGAGUUUGAGGACGAAGAAACGCUGCGGUUGAUGCCUCCUUGUAGCCAUGCAUUUCAUGUUGUUUGCAUCGAUGUCUGGCUCUCUUCUCGCUCUACCUGUCCAGUUUGUCGUGCUAAUCUCCCUCCCAAACCAGGUAGCGAUCAAAGCUCUUUAAAUCCAUGUAUACAUUCACAUGAUAAUCAGGAUAUGGAUCUUGAAGAUGGAAACACGCGAAGAAGUGUAUUGGAAUCUCCAGAUGUACGUUUGUUAGAUAGAUUGAGCAAUAACACUGGGGCAAACAGACCCCCUCGGUCGAGGUCAACAGGGUUAUCAAACUGGAGAAUAACGGAGAUUUUGUUCCCAAGAUCUCAUUCAACCGGGCAUUCUCUAGUUCCACGUGGAGAGAACCUUGACAGAUUCACAUUGCAGUUACCAGAAGAGGUACGUAGGCAAUUGAGCCUCACGACGUUACCACAAGCUAGGAGUUCAAGGCAAGGAUAUAGGAGCGGUAGCGUUGGGAGCGAGAGGAGAGGUAUUCCUCAUGGACGCCGAUAUAAUAGACGGAACAUUUCUCUUUCUUUCUCUUUCUCUUUUCAAACUGCCUCUCUCCAGUCAGCUAAAGGCAUCAAGGAAAAGGAGCUAGGAGAAGGGUCAUUUGAACGCCUUAGGCCAGAGAUGCAUGGUCUGGUCUAGUAUAAAUUUGUUGACUACAUCAACUUUUCUUAUUGACAAGGUUAGAUUAUUAUAGAGAACGUCAUCAGGUGUGUCUUAACCAUGAAAAACAAUAUUAUAUAUGUAGGUUUGUAUACAAAUUGUGUGGAGGUAAACAAGAGCACAAGAGAGCUAUAUUGUACAGUUUCUAUGUGAAUCGAAGGAUUUAAUAGUAUAUGAUUGUGAACUUUGGAUUAUAAUUACGAUUGAUAUAAAAAUUAUCCUCUUCUUUAUAACAAUUCUUCCGAGUUAUGUAAGUAUCAACCUAUAUAGGAUGCUCAUGUAAUGUUCAUGUGAUACUAGAAUGUU
Camelina sativa (false flax) is the source of this 1484-nucleotide messenger RNA. NCBI's taxonomy places the organism in Eukaryota, Viridiplantae, Streptophyta, Magnoliopsida, Brassicales, Brassicaceae. The record is from RefSeq and is a predicted model, not a curated record.